Molecule: messenger RNA, 2056 nt
Organism: Saprolegnia parasitica CBS 223.65
Lineage: Eukaryota; Oomycota; Saprolegniomycetes; Saprolegniales; Saprolegniaceae
Exons: 6
Biological process (GO): Golgi to plasma membrane protein transport; intra-Golgi vesicle-mediated transport; SNARE complex disassembly
Cellular component (GO): Golgi stack
Molecular function (GO): ATP hydrolysis activity; ATP binding
Source: RefSeq, a predicted model, not a curated record
CGUCGAGCAGCUCAAGGCGUCGGGGCUCAACGUCUGGGCCAACAACAAGUACGUCUUUGCGGCGCAGCCGCUCGCCGAGACGCCAAUGGGCACGGUUGGCAUGGGCCAGAUGCACCGCCUGAGCGCCAACCUCGCGAUGGGCCAGUCCGUUGCCCUCACGCCGUGGGUUCCCGACGUAGCGCGCGGCUUUGCGAUCGCGACCGUCCACUUCGAAGUGCAGGCGCUGCUCAUGCGCUCCAACAUCGUCGCCGAUUUCGACUGCGAAGCGGUCAAGAGAAUCUUCGAGCAGCAGUACCUCAACCAAGCCUUCUCGCCCGGCCAGUGUAUUGUCAUUGACAUUGGCGGCAAGCCCGUGAAGAUGUGCGUCACCAAGGUCGAGCUCCUCACGCCGCCCGACGCGCCGCCCGCGCCGACCAGUCUCGCGCCCACCGUCGGUCUCUACGUCGCAGGCAGCGCGCUCGUGUUCUCCAAGGGCAAAGACGCGCCCUUCAAGCUCCUCAACCAGAGCGCAUCGGGUGGCGGCAACCGCAUCUUCAAGCCCGACUUUGACUUCUCCAAGCUCGGUAUCGGCGGUCUCGAUAAGGAGUUCAACGACAUCUUCCGGCGCGCGUUCGCGUCCCGCGUUUUCCCCGCGUCGGUCAUUGAGAAGCUCGGGAUCAAGCACGUGCGGGGCAUGCUUCUCUUUGGCCCGCCGGGCUGCGGCAAGACGCUCAUUGCGCGGCAGAUCGGCAAGGUGCUCAACGCCAAGGAGCCCAAGGUCGUCAACGGGCCCGAGAUCCUCGACAAGUUUGUCGGCGAAUCCGAGCGCAAGAUCCGCGAUCUCUUUGCGGACGCGCGUAAGGAGCAAGACGAGGUCGGCGAAGACAGCGAGCUGCACAUUAUCAUUUUCGAUGAAAUCGACGCGAUCUGCAAGGCGCGCGGGUCGUCCCGGGAUGGCACGGGCGUCGGCGACAGCGUCGUGAACCAGCUCUUGACGCAAAUUGACGGCGUCGACUCGCUCAACAACGUGCUUGUCAUUGGCAUGACCAACCGCAAGGACAUGCUGGACGAAGCGCUCAUGCGUCCGGGGCGUCUCGAGGUCCAAGUCGAGAUCAACCUGCCGGACGAGCACGGUCGCGGUCAGAUUCUGAGCAUCCACACGAGCAAGGCGCGGGCGAAUGGCAUUUUGCACCCGGCGCUGCUCGCCGACCUCGACGCACAUACCACGCCGAUCCAGAACUUUACGCCCGAGAUCUCGCUUGCGGACUUUGAACUCGCCUUGAGCGAAGUCAAACCCAAGUUUGGCGCGCCCCAAGACACGCUCGAGAUGUUUUUCCGCAACGGACUGCUCUCGUACGGCCCUGCGUUUGAUGACGUGCAGGCGACGCUGCGCAAGGUGCUCAACCACGUCAAGACGAACGAGAAGACGUCGCUCAUGAGCGUCCUCUUGCACGGCCAGCCGGGAUCGGGCAAGACAGCGCUCGCAGCCGCGUCGGCGGUCGCGAGCGAGUACCCGCUUGUGCGGCUCGUGAAAGUGGCCGACUUGAUUGGCCGCCAAGAGCUCGCGAAAAGCAGCUACCUUUACACGCUCUUUGAAGAGGCGUACCGGUCGCCACUGAGUCUCAUUAUCAUUGAUGACAUGGAGCGCCUCAUGGAAUACGUCGCGAGCGGGCCGCGUUUCUCCAACUCGAUGCUGCAAACGCUGCUGGUGAUGAUCAAGAACCCGGUGCCAGUGCCCGGCCGGAAGCUCGUCGUUGUCGGAAUCACCUCGGCGUACGACGAGAUGGCGAGCUUGGGCCUUGCGUCCGUCUUUGACGUGAGCGUCCUCGUGCCGCAGCUCGAAGCGCCGGACCAAUUCGACGCGGUCCUCGCCGGCGCGGGUCUCCCGAUGUCGGCCAGCACUCGGUCGCAGAUCGCCUUGUACCUGAGCCAGACGACACCGAUGGGCGUCAAGAAGCUGCUCGCGAUCACCGAAAUGGCGCGCCAAGACAUGCUGGACGACGGCGCCGAGACGGAAAUCACGUACGACCGCUUCAUCGACUGCGUGUACCAGCUCCGCCUCCACUCGCGGCAGUAA